Molecule: messenger RNA, 4116 nt
Organism: Gekko japonicus
Lineage: Eukaryota; Metazoa; Chordata; Lepidosauria; Squamata; Gekkonidae
Gene: TDRD9
Product: tudor domain containing 9
Cellular component (GO): intracellular anatomical structure
Molecular function (GO): RNA binding; ATP binding
Source: RefSeq, a predicted model, not a curated record
AUGCUGCGAAAACUCACCGUGGAUCAGAUCAAUGACUGGUUCACCAUUGGCAAGGCUGUCUCUGGGGUGGAGUUUUUGGGGGGCGACCCCCGUGCUGCACUGUCUGGUGGAUUUGCAAAACAGCCGCCGCCCCCCGCCUUUGUGUAUGUCAAUGCAGUACUAGAUCUGCGGCUCAGCGCACAGCCUGGGCAGAGUGCUGGCACAGAAUAUGUGGAGAGAUACAGACAACUGGAGGCAAAUGAACUCGGUGCAUCAAACAGCAAAUGUCCUCCAUGUGAACCAGCUCCACCUCAGCCAUCUCCGAGUGACUCCAAUGCCGUGGCUUGCAAACCAAUUGACAAUUACACAUACCCAAGUUUACCCAUCUUAAAGUACAAGGAAAAGAUAAUUUCCUUGAUCGAAAGCAACUCUGUGGUAAUUGUGCGGGGAGCUACCGGUAGCGGCAAAAGCACUCAGCUUCCUCAGUAUGUCUUGGAUCGCUGUGCGCAGCGCUCUGUCUACUGCAAUAUUGUGGUUACUCAGCCCAGGAAAAUUGGUGCCAGCAGCAUUGCAAGGUGGAUCAGCAAGGAGCGGUCAUGGCCCCUGGGGGAACUGGUCGGAUACCAGGUUGGUUUGGAGAAAGUGGCAUCAAACGACACAAGAUUGAUUUACAUGACGACUGGAGUUCUCCUUCAGAAAAUAGUUGGGGGCAAAAGCCUUGCGGAGUUCACUCACAUCUUCAUAGACGAAGUGCACGAGCGCACGGAAGACAUGGAUUUCUUGCUGUUGGUGGUUCGUAAAUUGUUGCGCACCAAUUCACGAUUUGUGAAGGUGAUUCUAAUGUCUGCAACCAUCAACUGUCAAGAGUUUGCUGACUAUUUUGCUGUUCCAGUUCGCAACAGACUAUGUCCUGCCUACAUGUUUGAAGUAGAAGGCAAGCCCCAUGCAAUCGAAGAAUAUUAUCUGGAUGACUUGAAGCCGAUCUUCAGUCACAUCAGGAUUCCUCCACUGGUUGUCGAGGAGCCACUGAUACAUGUAGAGAUGUACAAAUUUGCAGGCGCUAUGAUCCAGUGGUUUGACGAGCUGGAAAUGAAGGAGAGCGGGAUGGAGCAACACUGUUUGGAUCUUAUGUCAGAUCGUGGCAGUGUGUUGGUGUUCUUACCAGGUUUGGCAGAAAUAAACUACAUGCACGAACUGCUUACAAACAUGGUCCAUAAAAGGUUACAAGUCUAUCCGCUCCAUUCCAGCGUCACGCUGGAAGAACAGAAUAACGUGUUUUUGGCUCCGGUUCCUGGUUACCGGAAAAUCCUUCUGUCUACAAACAUAGCUGAGAGCUCUGUGACUGUUCCAGAUGUCAAAUACGUCAUCGAUUUCUGUCUAACCAAAAUGCGAGUUUGCGAUGAAGACACUAACUAUCAAAGCCUGCGGCUGUGCUGGACUUCUAAAAACAGCUGUAAUCAGAGGAGAGGUCGUGCCGGUCGUGUUUCAAAAGGAUACUGCUACAGGCUAGUAUACAAAGACUUCUGGGCAGACUGCAUACCCGAUAGCUCUGUUCCUGAGAUGUUGCGCUGCCCAUUGGAGAAUACUGUGCUAAAGGUAAAGCUACUUGACAUGGGAGAGCCCAGAGCUUUGCUGGCGACAGCCCUGUCUCCACCCAGUAUCAGUGAUAUUGAACGCACCAUUCUACUGCUCAAAGAGAUAGGAGCCCUUGCGGUCGGUGUCCCUUCUGAUGACGCAAAUCCUUACGAUGGUGAGCUGACAUUCCUGGGAAGGGUGUUGGCACAGUUACCCGUAGACCAGCACCUUGGCAAACUCAUAGUCCUUGGCAAUGUCUUUGGGUGUCUGGAAGAAUGUCUCAUAAUAGCUGCAGCCCUUUCCUUCAACAACUUCUUUGCGAUACCUUUCAGACAACACCUUGAUGGAUACAGGAAUAAGCUGCAUUUUUCUGGGAACAGCAAGAGCGAUUGCAUUGCGCUCGUCAUGGCAUUUAAGGAGUGGCAGGAAAGCAGGCAAAAAGGAAAGCUCAGGCAUCCCAAGGAUGAACUUGAUUGGGGCCGUUCCAAGUAUAUUCAUAUAAAACGAAUUAGAGAGGUGGCUGAACUGUACGAGGAGUUGAAAAAGAGAGUCAGCGAAUUCAACAUGCAUGUUAACCCGCAACCCCCUGCCAUGGAUCGUGACUAUGUGUAUAAGCAGCGCUUCAUUUUGCAGGUCGUAAUGGCUGGUGCUUUCUACCCAAAUUACUUUGCUUUGGGGCAAAAUGAUGAAGAAAUUGCUGCAAGGGAGCUGUCAGGCAAGGAUCCCAAAACAACAGUUAUGUUAAAGAGCAUGCCCUCCUAUGGCUUUCUCUACUAUAAACAACUGCAGUCACUGUUUAGACAGUGUGGCCAAGUUAAAACCAUUUCCUAUGAUGGAGCCAAAGCUUUUAUAGAGUUUUCCCGGAAUCCAACAGAACGCUUUAAAACACUUCCUGCUGUGUACAUGGCCCUGAAGAUGGCACAACUGCGGAAUCAAUUUGAACUUAAUGUACAUUUGUCAGAAGAGAUUGAAGAGAAAAUGGACAGGGGAUCAAGUAUGAUCGUGAGGGGCACACGUGUGAAGGUGGAUUUUCAGAAGCAUACCGUGGCUCCCGUACAAAAGUUUUGCAGUACUUCAGAAAAAUUGCAGACCAUUACAAGCCUUGAUUUGUCGAUCAAUGUCACAGAGGUGGUGGAGGUUGGACACUUCUGGGGUUACAGAAUCGAUGAAAAAAAUAUCACUUUAUUAAAAAAUCUGUCUGCAGAGAUCAACCAGCUAGACCUAAAGCCUCUUUCAGUCCGUCCCUAUCCAGACUUGGUUUGUAUGGCACCGUUUACAGAGUGGGGAAAUGAAAAAUACUACAGAGCCCAGAUCCUGUACGUGUCUGGAGAGAGUGCUGAGGUUUUCUACGUAGACUAUGGCAAUAGAUCCAAAGUGGCGUUGGACGACCUGCGAGGGAUUCCAGAUCACCUUCGAGAGCUUCCUUUCCAGGCUUUGGAAUUUAAGGUGCGCAGAAUGCGGCCUUCUGCUCAAUCUUUAGUAUGUGGAGAGCAGUGGAGCUAUGCAGCGAGCCAGAGGUUUGCUUCGUUGGUCAACCACUGUGCGCUGAUAGUGAAGGUCUUUUCAGUUGUGCACAGCGUCUUGCACGUGGAUGUGUACCGGCAUUCCGGGAUUACGGAUGUUGUGAAUGUCCGAGACGUACUGAUUCAAGAAUGCCAUGCAGAAUUGUCGGAAGACUCCUAUGAAUCAAAAGUAAGCAACGAAACUCUCAAGCAGCUGUUUGCGAAGCCAGAUGCAAAAAGGGGAAGAUCAGCUGCUGAGAAUAACGCAAUAGAGGAGAAAGAGGAGCGCCUGAUGAAAGCGUUGUUGGAUGGCUGCACCAUCAAUAGGCUUGGGGCUCCCAGCUGCAAGGCAGUUCUGCUUGGUCCAUACAAUCCGUACAAUCUGAGGGUCAGCAGUAUGACCAGGAUCUCCCGCUUCAGAACGGUCUUAGUAGAGAAAGACAGCAUCAGUUCUGUGAUUGUUGACGAUUCCCCCGAGGAUUCCUUUCAGCAAAUCCUGGUUGCUGCAUCCAUAGCGGUAAACUCAACAGGAUCUACCAUGUUGCUAAGGGAGACUUCUAUCAUGCCUCGUAUUCCUGGACUGCCGGCUUUGCUUAGCAUGCUGUUUGCUCCUGUGAUAGAUCUUAGGGUUGAUGAGAGCAGAAAGAGGUACAUUGGUGUCCUUUGUGGCCUGGGGUGGAACCACGCUCUUGGAACCCCGGUCCUUCCAGACCAUGACAUGGAACUUGCAUUUGACGUGCAGAUUAAUGCUGAUGAUAUAACACAGAUAAACAUCCUAAGAAAGGCCAUUAACAAGUUAGUCAGUGACGGCCCUCAUGGCCUGUUACAUCUGGGUAACGAGAGAAUCGCUCAGUUACAGAACACUGCUCGCCAGAACCUUUUAAGCUUGAUUUGCAAACCACAGCCUCGGGAAGUAAUUCCUCCUAAGUGGUAUGCAAAGCCAUAUGAGUGGAGCCAGCCGAAGAUGAAGUUUGUCAUCGACCAGUCUGAAGUGCGGGAUAUGAGAGAGAAGAAUGCGUCCCUUUAUCAGUUGCAUAAGUUGAUUCUGUUAAACACCUGA